AUUCAGGGGCAGUAAACAUUACACAGGUAGAGAGGAUGAUGAUGAUGAUGCACAGGACAACUACUUAAGCAAUUUAGCCAGGCAACUUUUUUGACCAACAAUUUCUGUAUGGACAUUUUAGAUCAGUCGUGGGCGUCUCAACUGGUUAGCCGUUAUUGAUGGUGACAUGGCCCAAAGUUGCUCAAAAGGUUGCCUUGUGUAUCUUGAGAUAUUUUGUGUUGGUCCACUUUUGAACACAAGAGGUAGUGCUUUUCAAAACCAGCUGUUCUCUGUAUUGUUUUUAGUUGUCUCCUUUAGGUUCAUAUGUACCCCAUGUCGACCAAAAUGCAUCUUAAUACCAGCCUUAGAUCCGCCAUUGUUCAGCGGCAAACAUUGCCGUGAACAAUGGCGCAAAUUUUGCUCCGUUUGCCACUGAGGUGAGCCUUCGAUAUACCCAAUAGUAGUCAAAAGUGAAGUCCAGAGGGGAUAAAACAAACUUUACACUAGGAGGACAGCUAGGGCCAAUCUAUUCCUUGAGAGUACUCCAGAGCCAGUGCUCCAGGAGGAUCGGCCAUUGUUAUAGUGACAGGUGGCAGGGGAUUCAGACCAUUACGGGCUACAAGGCCCCUCCACAGACCUACGACAGCACCAUCUCACUGCUAAAUGAGUCGAAGAACGAACGCCUUUGCUGGUUUUGAGGUCCACUGCACAGAAGACUCCACCUCCCCCAGGAGACCAGGCGAUGAUGUGAGGAGAUCCCUCAGCAGGAGCAGUGCACGCAAAGUGUGACAAUAUUUUUAUAUAUUGAUUAUUUAAUCAAUCUCGUAGGAUGAAUAAAUGAAAAAUGCGUGUAGGUGGAUAUCGCCUCUGGACAUCGCGCGUUUGGCGUGCAUAGUAAUAAACACAGCACAAUAUCAAAUUUCACUUUCAACGCAAAAUGUCAUUGUUCACGGCGACAUUUCCCUCAAGCUAUUUUAAUAUUAUAUUUACACGCAAUUUGUUAGUCAAUAUAAUAUUUAAGGUAUAAAUGCUUUUGUGUAAUGUAUAGUAUGUCCCUAGGUGUUAUGUGCCAUUCUUACCAAAGCAAACUUUGUAAAGCUAUAAUACCUAUAUAUAUAAUGGAGGAGGCUGGGGAUGUUUCUAACUCUGAGCAUAAAUAUAACCUACAAUGGCUUAUAUUUGUUCAAGUUAGAACUGUCAUCCUAUAAAAGCAUCUCAGACACUGCGAGGAUUUUGCACUCUUCACCAUGUUCCUUCACUGGCUAGUGGUUCUUGCCUCAGUUGGUAAGUUUGUCUUUUAAAUAUUGUUAAAUCAGAACACUGUACAACUCAGUUAUUUAAAUUAGUUCAUUACAAACUAACAUGAACAACACUUGAAGUGUUAAAAAUGCAUCGGUAUUGUAACUUGGAAACUGCAGGAACUUCUACGAAUUACGUUUUUCUGCUCUUUUUUUGACGAAUGGAUAAACACCUUGAGUUUUGUCAUUUCGAAUUUCCUCAUUUAGUAUCGGAUCCAUUGAUUUCAUAUGCAAGCAAGAGCAUUCCUCGAGGUGACAGCUUGUUCGCGUUUAAGCCAACUACGUUACAGCAUUAUGUUCCACACUUGCAUCCUGUAUGUUAACGUUCUUGAGCCGAUUACUUCUUGUUAAGAGUUCUGAUUCAAUAUAUGCUGCUGUUUUAGUUAGAAGGCAGACAAAUGUAAUAUUUAUCUGCUUUGGAAACAUUUUAGGAAACAAGUGGAUUUCGAAGGCAGCUUUCAAAAGACAAAAAUAGCCGAUUAAUAUUGUCUAUAUAGAAAUAUAUGUCAUUGCUAAAAUGCUGGUAUUUUCCUCACUCACUCGUUGACCGAGUGUCUUUUUCUGGGGAUUUUCAUUCAUUUCAUAGAGUAAACACCAGUGAUUUUAUUGGGAGUUUUUGAGAGUAUCAGUACAUGCAAGAGACGGUUCAGCAAAAUUCCCUACAGUAAAAGUUGCUCACUGGAAUAGAUUCAGGUAUGUAAUAGAAGGUUUUAUCUUCACAGGGUGGAUGUCUGAUGCUGAAAACUGCAGUUAUGAAGAUUAUUCUUCAGCUUACAAGACAAUUUUUGAACAUCUUGGCUUCAACAAGACUGAUGUUCUGACGACAGACAUCCGGCCUGUGUCCUGGAGCGUUAUUACCAAUGUUUUUGUGGGCCUGUAUGUGACCUCCAUCAUAGAUGUGAAUGAAAAAGCCCAGAGUCUCACAACACAGGUCAAAAUGAUAACUGUUUGGUAUAAUGACCUGUCAUGGUGGUUUGAAGACUAUUGUGGAAUCAAAACAAUCCCAGUAAAAAAAAGUAUGCUCUGGACGCCAGACAUUCUAAUCAAAGAAAGCAUCAAGACAGAUUUUGGAACAAAAGAGUCUCCGUAUGUGCAGAUAAACUUUUGGGGACUGUGCAUCUCGGUUGACAUUUUAUCUCUGACCACUGCUUGUAAGAUGGACCUCUACCGAUUUCCCUUCGACACACAAAUCUGCAACAUAACACUUCACUCUGCAGUGUAUACAAAUGAGGAGCUUAAAAUAAAUCCAAUCUCUGAUAAUACAAGUCUUCUCCAGGACUCAAAGGACUUGUUUCAGGCCCAGGGCGAGUGGGAACUCGUCAGUAUAAAUGUGUAUGAAUACACGUCCGGUCUUCUGUGGAGUUCACAGGAGCUGCUGGCACAUCAGAUCACCAUCAAGAGAAGACCUCUGCUGUAUGUCAUGAACAUUAUCCUACCAGUAUUCGUCUUCCUCGUGCUGGAUGUGAUGUCCUUCUUCAUAGACGCAAGUGGAGCAGACAAGCUGAGCUUUAAAGUGACUUUACUGCUGUCUGUUUCUGUUCUGCUGCUGAUUCUUAAUGACACCCUGCCCUCUACGGCAGAUAAAAUCCCUCUGAUUGGCAUUUACUGCAGUGCGAUUUUCAGUAUCAUUGGCAUCAGCAUUCUGGAGACCAUCCUGGUGAAUCUUCUAAAGGCUAAAGGUGGAGAAAAAAGAGCAGUGGAAACAACAGCUGUUGAGCGAGAUACGAAUGUAGGAGACCAGCAGAGCCCUCCAGACUCAGUUGGAGACCAGCAUGGGAUGCAGAGAUCUCUGUGCUGGAUCAGAGUGGCAAGAAUCAUAGAUGUGACUUUCCUGGUUCUUUAUAUAAUCACAGUUAUUACAUUUCUGUCGGUUCUUGCGAGGAUUUGGUAUCAGUCGUGAUGUCUUACACAAGGUGGCACACAUAAAUACUGUAUUUACUAUUAGUAAACAAUUACUAUUCAGACAUUAUGCUCACUGUAAAAGACAGUAAUAGUAGUUUUACCUUUUUUUUUUACAUAUUUCUGAAAAUGUUUUUUUUUUAAAAAGUACAAACGAUGAUUGUGAAUUCAAAUGUCUUUACUGAAAGAAAUCUGUAGUUA
Puntigrus tetrazona (Sumatra barb) is the source of this 3377-nucleotide messenger RNA. RefSeq names its product 5-hydroxytryptamine receptor 3A-like. Bases 2005 to 3177 code for a protein of 390 amino acids. The transcript has 8 exons. Gene Ontology annotation, cellular component: neuron projection; membrane; synapse. Gene Ontology annotation, biological process: nervous system process; signal transduction; monoatomic ion transmembrane transport. Lineage: Eukaryota; Metazoa; Chordata; Actinopteri; Cypriniformes; Cyprinidae. The record is from RefSeq and is a predicted model, not a curated record. Gene Ontology annotation, molecular function: transmembrane signaling receptor activity; extracellular ligand-gated monoatomic ion channel activity; neurotransmitter receptor activity.